CAGAAUAAGUGGAAGAAGAUAAACUAAAAAUGUUCAGUUCAAAAUCAGCUGCUAAACUUAAAAAUUUGUGUUCAAUACAUAUUCUAAAAAACUAUAGUUCAAAAAAUUCAAGAAUAAUGAGUAACUGGGAAACAGAAAAACGUAAAUAUUUAACCAUGGACUUGGAAGAAAAACGCAAAUUAUAUAAAUCAUACCAAACAGUGCAUGAUAUUCCUACUUGGAAAGAAUUCGCCGAUGCAAAGAAACUUUUGCCAAAAUUAGAUAUGUUACCGGGUUGUGAAAUAGAUAAGUCGAAAAAUCAUAGCUUGGUUAAUAAGAUUUCUUACUUUAGCGGAGAUAUUACGCAUCUUGAGAUUGAUGCUAUCGUGAACGCAGCCAAUUCGUCUCUUCUUGGAGGUGGUGGAGUAGAUGGAGCAAUUCAUAGAGCUGCCGGAUCUCUGUUGAAGGAAGAAUGUAAAACAUUAGGAGGAUGCCAAACAGGGGAAGCCAAAAUUACCGGCGGAUAUAAAUUACCGGCAAAAUACGUAAUCCACACUGUUGGUCCACGCGGAGAGAAAACAGAUUACCUAAGAAAUUGUUACAAGAAUAGCUUGGAAGUGAUGCUCGACAACAAGCUAAGAACCAUUGCUUUCCCGUGCAUAUCCACAGGGAUCUAUGGUUACCCGAAUCUCCCGGCCGCCCAUGUGGCUGCAUACACAGUCCGUAAACAUUUAGAAGCCCAUGAAGGAGACAUCGAUAGAGUGAUAUUCUGCCUAUUUAUGGAUGAGGAUAAGAAAAUUUAUGAAGAGCUGUUACAGUCUUACUUUCCAUUAGAAUAGUUUCUGAUGCACUGGUAAAUGACUUUUUGUAAGCUUAUUGUAAUUAUGGCUGGUUAUUGUUAUAUUUUCGAUAUAUUUGUAGAUAUUAAUAAUUUUAAAUAUCAAUGUGUAAUGUUUGUACUUGUAUAUUAGGUAAUCAAAUUAUUGGAGCCAUUUAGUAAAAUGAAAAUUUUGAUUUUAAAACGCUAUAAAAUGUUGGAGGGCUGAUCAAGUAUGAAUCAACCUUUUUUAACUACUUUUUAAGUAAUGAGAAUUAUAAUUUAUGAACAAUAUUUUAUUUUCCCAUAUAUAUUUUUUCAUUUGAAUACAUUACUACCAGCGACGCUGCUCCAGCGUCCACGUUGAUUAUCUAUUUCAUUUUCAUAAAAACAAUGAGUGGAUAUCUUUGAGCAUUUAAACAUGAACUACUCCACUUGGUCACCGUCCGUCGUCAAAACGUGCUUUUUACAGUACAUUAUUAUUUAAUAGCCCAUACAUCCACUAAAAACAGCGAAAGGUGUGUACUACGUGAAAGAUAUUCAGCAACAGUCCUAAACGGUUAAUUAAAAGAUACUUUUAGUAUACUUUUUCUAUUUUUUUCAAUAUAUUUCUGUCAUUCUUUCACUCUUCCGUUAAUGAUCUAAUAAUAACUCGCUCAGUUGUCGCUUAGUAAGAAUUUGUCUGUCGGAUAUUUCAUUUUUCGUCAACUUGUGUCAAUGAAAACCAUUGCCUGGUUGUCAAAGAUGAAUUUUGUAACAGUUACUGUCUAAGUCAUACAUGAAUGUGUACUUGAAUGUCUAAAGGAAUCCUGGAUCUGAGAAAAUGUCCUAUAGUUGUUUACACUAUAAAAGUUUCAUUUUCACUUCGUGUUUAAUUUUUUUGUUCACUUUUUCUUCUAAAUAAACUUUUUGGGAACUUCAUUGGUACAUGCCAUUUUCCUGAUGCAGUUAUCGAGGUUUAUUUAAAGUUUUGUUUUCCUCGAUGAAGUCGUUGCAGUGUAACAAACACACAAACUUAUUUGCUGUGAGCCGAUGAGUAGAGGGGAUUUGACAGUUUUCGCCAGCGCUGUUAGUGGCAGUUUUGUGCAUUGAAUUUGAACAAUUUUAUCAGAAAAGUACAAGUUUCACACCGCGAGAGAGCGCUACCGACGAAACUCACAGCCAGUAAAAACAGGUAACCUCUAAAUUUCACAUAAUCUUCUUCUUUUUCUCAAUGGCCUCUUGCUUAAACAGUCAUCCAGUCGAACGAAUGUUUAUAGUAAAUAUUAAAAUUAUAAUGAAUAAAAUAAAAAAAUAUAAUUACUUUUACUAUUAAUUCUGUGUAUUCGUUCAGUAAUCAGAUUACAAUAAUAUUUCAGUUCGUAAUUUGUGUUUUUCUAGAUAAAUAUCUAUUUUUCUCGUUUUAUAUAUUUCACAUCCACCAAUUUUAUCAGACCGCGAGAGAGCGCAACCGUCGAAACUCACAGGCAAUCAGUGAAUUGUACUCAUAGACAUAAUAAGAAUAGAUUAAGUAGGGUAUGGGCCACUCUGAGAAUAGAGGUGAAACGACGAUAUUCAUAGUUUUGUUCGCGAAGACAAUCCCUGAGUGAUUCCUGACUGAUUCGGAUGCGCAGUUCCGUUGUCAAGCGUUCGCGGUGUUAAAAAUCCGGGACAUAGAGUUUGAUUUUCGCGGAGUGUUUCUAACUGGUUCAUGAUCAGUCAGAAACAGGUCCAUUUGCUUACAGGCACGGUAAGUGGUCAAGUUUUUUGUUUGUUGUUGAUUAAUCCUAAUCAACUGGUUAAUUUUAUAAAUCAAUAAUCUCGUUUUAUUUUUAAUCUACCCAUUUAACGUAAACUUUAUGAUAAUAUACGUAACUAUACUUUUUCUUUUAUAUUAUAAUAUAAUAGAAACGUUAUAACAUCCAAUAUUAAAACUUAUAUAAAACAUUAUCUUAAAUGUAAACCAUCAGAUAAUGUUUGUUAAGGUUAGAAAUGUUGUCUUUUGAGUUGUAUUUUGUCUAGUUUGCGGCUAGAAACAAUAAGAAUUGUCCGAAAAUCGUUCGCGGAGAAUUGUAAACUGUAAACUAAUAACUAACCUAAACUUGUCUAAAACUAGUCAGGGGACGACUUUGUUCGUCUCCACGAACAAAGCUCGUUAGUUAUCUUUGAUAGAUAACAGUGAUAGAUAGAUCAACGACAGAGUGCUCUGCGUUUCACUAUUUUGCUCACAAUGUCUAUUCUUAUGAUGUCUAUGGUUUUAGUUCAUGACACUGAUGCGCAAUGACAUCUGAGUUACAUAUUACAAGGUCAGCAUUGUUGCAAAUCUAUUUAUAAUAUAAUAAUAGGAGACAACUCCAGGUAAUAGAAACAAACACGUAAAUACAUUUUACAGAUCAAUUAUAAAGAAGUUGUACAUAAAAAAUUAAAUGUACAAUGCGGCUAUAAUAAUUUGAUAAUCUCUUAUAUCAAAAGACUAUCUUUAGAUUUUUAGUUAAGUAUUUGAUUUGGCUGUGUAUCGAAAGAUAAGAGGCCAUAUUAAAUUAUUAAAGAAAAUUAACUUUCUUACAAUUUUUUAAAGUUGUAAGAUUUUUACAAAUGUAAGAUUUAGUUGUAAAUUUUAAAAGCACACUAUGACGAUGUCAUUCGAAAAGACAAAACAUUAGUUUUAUCUUUUCAAGUUAUUUUUGAAAACCAUUUAGUAGCAUUCAUGAUAAAUUGGAUGUAUAUUGGUACAGAAGAACUUAAAUAACUCUUUUCUUUUAUAUACAUCAACUUCCACUAAUUUUUCCAUUAUCUGUAGUACCUAUAUUCUCAUUUGUGUAAUUUAUUAAACAGUCUUUUUCACCUCUUGCUAACAUUUCUUGUGCUGUUGAUCUAAUGUGGUAAUUUGAGUAAUGUUUUUAUCCUCAGUUUGAUGGUAAAGAAAACAAAACAAAUUAUGUAAUAAAUUAGAAACAAAAAUAAUCAUAAGGUACUGUAAAGUCAGACCGUCAUUUUGAGGUCCUUUGUAUUUUAUACAAACAAAUUAAUAAUAGCCUACUGGCAAAAGUUAACAGAAGCAUAUAGUUCUAUACUCAGAUUCACGAGUAAAUUUCAGUGCACACCUUAUGACAAGCGAGGUUGCCGUUUAAAAGCUAGACAGGACCUCUUUGGCCCUUACAUACGAUAACCGAUAACAUUAAACCACGCAAUCAUAUUAGAAGUAAAUGUAACAUUUACAACUUCAAGACUUUUAAAAAUCACACGAAAUUUACUAAAACAUUUUCCUUGAUUUUUUUACUAAAUUAUACAGGGUGUAACAACGAGUCGGAGGCUAGUAGGGAAACUGUCAGCGAUUUUAACUAUUCCGUCAGCAAAAAUAUGUUGCUGUGCAGUGGCUACAAAUUUAAAUUAGUAAUUCAUAUACCUAAAAGAUAUCUCAACUUGAAUUGAUGAAAUAACGGUAAGACUUACAAUUCAAAACAAUAACAGUGUCAAGUCGAAAUUGUCUCUACCCGAUUUCGGAAAAAUCGUCCUGACUGGAACUGCCGGUUUUGGCUGUUGUAAUCACCGCUAGGAUAUCUUCUUGUAAGUUGUCAGCUAUCCACAUUUAUUUUUCAACUCUGAUGACAUGCUGUAUAUAAUUUUGCCACUGUUCAGCAGAGACAUUGGCAAACGCUUCAUGUAUGAGUUAUUGCACACGAUCUUUUUUAAAGUCAGUGUUUCGGGCAGCAACGUAAUGUUUAACUUGACACCAAAUCAUCUCUAUGGGAUUGAGUUCACAGUGAUAGCGAGGCAAUCGUAAUACUUCUAUACCAAGUAUUUCUCGACCAAAUUUUCGAUGUUAUACUUGUCGUGUAUAUUUGCGUAACUUUUUGCUACAUCCAAUAGUUCUGACUCUAAAUAAUCUUCAAAAGUAUAUUCUUUUCUCGUAACCAUUCUUGGAUUUGAUCUUUGUUCCAGAAGCUUCUUGGGAAAUUUUAUUUGUAUUAAUGAUAUGCAGCAUUAUCCAUUAUUACCACAUUUUUCUCUACCUUCUGGAGGUUUGCGAUUAGUUUAUUUUCAAACCAAUCUUCGAACGACUGUUCAUUUCGUCAUGGUAGUCGCCUGAAUAUUUUUUUGCAAAAAAUACACAUACUGAAUUUUGUACAAAACCUCUAACAGAUCCAACAUCUAACAAGACAAAUCUCCGACCUCUUUGUUUUGGAUCUUUUAGACCACUAGUCAAGCCUUCUAAAAAUGCAUCCUUAUAACUGAUUAUGGUUGAAUCCGUCCAUACUUUAGUUACUGUAUAUCCGAUAAAAAUAUCACAAGGAAAAAUUCCUGUACUGGCUGUAUACCAUAAAUCACAAAAAAUAAAAACCUUAUCUUGUAAAAGGUAUAUUUAAAAAUACCUAAAUAUACGAUAUUUACCCGUCAUCCAAAUAGAAAAUAUUGUAUCCUCGCAAUCGAUAAUUCUGUAUUUUUCUGAGAAAUGUAUGCCUCCAAUUUAUUAUGUCAGAACGCUCCAUCAUUACUGCUUUCUUUCUUUUUUUUUCAUUUUUUUUUAAGUGUUCUCAAUUGGCUCCUGAUAAUAAUUGAUAUUCUCAUCGCGUAUCGUUUUACGCGCAUCUGAAGCAGGCUCUGCCACGGUAAGGCCGACGACGAACUCACAACAGCGCAGCGUUUUCUUCUAUUUAAUUAACAUUAUUCAUAAGAGCCAACGCUGAAAUCUACAAGUGAAUCUGAGUAGAAUAUUUUUAUCUCGUAUUAAUUAUUGUAUCUACUGUUUUAAAAUUUUAUUAUUACAAGACAAUAAAACUUGUUUUUAUGACAUGUAUUCUUUUUUAGUUAUCUCUAAUAAUUGUCGAAUAACUGGUUAGUGAAGUAGUUACUAUAUGUUAAGAAUUUGACGAAAUUUGUAUUUUUAAAAUAAAAGUAUUUCUGAUC
Messenger RNA from Diabrotica virgifera virgifera (western corn rootworm), 5683 nucleotides. Its product is annotated as macro domain-containing protein CT2219-like. Gene Ontology annotation, cellular component: nucleoplasm. The coding region runs from base 30 to 818 and encodes 262 amino acids. The record is from RefSeq and is a predicted model, not a curated record. NCBI's taxonomy places the organism in Eukaryota, Metazoa, Arthropoda, Insecta, Coleoptera, Chrysomelidae. Gene Ontology annotation, molecular function: ADP-ribosylglutamate-[protein] hydrolase activity. The transcript is spliced from 3 exons. Gene Ontology annotation, biological process: purine nucleoside metabolic process; peptidyl-glutamate ADP-deribosylation; DNA damage response.